GAAUUAGUAAACUUAUUUGAAGAUCAAUGCACACAGCUCCGAUGAUGGAGUGUUCUUAAGAUUACCUAAAUACGACACGAUCAAUGCGACAAUCCAGCGCAUCAGCAAAUCACGCGAAUGUCAGAGCCUCAGGAUAGUAUCCGCCCAACUCCGGGAGUAAAAUACCGAAUAUGGCAAAAGAACAACCAUCAGUACCUCAUUCCUGUCGAAAAGAUACAACGCCUGAGAUUAUUACUCCCCACUUCCGAUCCCAAACAAGACGCAUUUCUGAACCUCCACGCAAUCAAGAUCGAGCUGCUACCUUCAGAAAACCCAAGUGAUGAGCGCGGAGAAGACCGCGAGAACUCCACAGGAGCCGAAGCCGACCAAGGUAAUCGCGGGUUGCCAUCUCCCAUCCAAGGCAUACUCUAUCAAGCCGUCGAGCAUGGAGGCAGAUUAUUCUUCGCGCCGAUAGAAGAGGAACCUUCGACCGAUAUACGGACAAGGUUCAAAGGCGCGACUGAUGUGGUGACAGGGUUGGCGUCAUUGGCGGUUCUUGUUCUCGCAUUGACGGUAGGAACGGGGGAAUUCGGCUGCGUCACUACUUAUUUUGAGAACAAUAAAAAUGUAGAGGAGUGCAAGGGAGUAACGACAGUGAAACUUCCUAUGUGAUACAUUUAGUAUCGCCCACAGUUUAAAGGGAAAUUCAUAAUCGAGCGUAAGGUGAAGAGUGUUUCUUUCAUUAUAUAUAUGCAAGAAGAGGCUGUGCCA
This is a messenger RNA of Dissoconium aciculare CBS 342.82, 750 nucleotides long. RefSeq lists its product as uncharacterized. The transcript has a single exon. The record is from RefSeq and is a predicted model, not a curated record. NCBI's taxonomy places the organism in Eukaryota, Fungi, Ascomycota, Dothideomycetes, Mycosphaerellales, Dissoconiaceae. The coding region runs from base 118 to 651 and encodes 177 amino acids.